Elgaria multicarinata webbii is the source of this 1900-nucleotide messenger RNA. It is a transcript of the gene AZIN2, whose product is annotated as antizyme inhibitor 2. NCBI's taxonomy places the organism in Eukaryota, Metazoa, Chordata, Lepidosauria, Squamata, Anguidae. The transcript is spliced from 11 exons. The coding region runs from base 328 to 1710 and encodes 460 amino acids. The record is from RefSeq and is a predicted model, not a curated record. Gene Ontology annotation, molecular function: catalytic activity. Gene Ontology annotation, cellular component: cytoplasm.
ACCUGUGCGCCGAAGAUGAAAGUAGGCAGGGGAGGCAGAGGAGAGGAUGGAGCGCGUGAGCUUUGUUUGAUCUCCCUCGGCCAAUCGGAUUGCUGCGCUCGGUUGCCAAGGCUACCCUUGUGAGCAGAGAUGGAGAGAUCACGGAUCCCCAGCAGCAACUGCGCCUCGGGGUGUUGCAAAACAGAGCUCACCGGAGAGCCCCCCUGGCAUUACACCUAGCCACUCGGGAAGGAGGAAAAGGCUUCGGGACUUGUGUGUUGCAUACUUAAAAACUACACCCCCUGCUGACAGAGGCUUCAGAGGCACCGUCCUCCUUCGACGGUAACAAUGACCAGGUACUUGGAUGAAUCGGACAUCAUGAUGGUGGAGGAGGGCUUCACCACCAGGGAUCUUCUGGAGAACCUUCUCCUCGAGGUUGCCCAGACGGGUAACCGAGAGCCCUUUUUUGUGGCGGAUCUCGACGACGUGGUGAAGAAACACUUCCGCCUCCUCAAGGCCUUGCCGCGCAUCAAGCCUUUCUACGCCCUGAAGUGUAACCACAGCAAGGGAGUGCUUCAGAUGCUGGCAGGUCUGGGAGCUGGUUUUGGCUGUGUCAACAAGGCAGAGAUGGCAACGGUGAAGAGCAUUGGAGUCCCGCCAGACCGGAUCAUCUGCACCAGCCCUUGCAAGCAGAACUCCCUGAUCAGAUACGCAGCUAGCCAAGGGGUGCAGCUGAUGACCUUUGACAAUGAAGUGGAGCUCGAGAAGGCAGCACGCAGCCACCCGUCUGCCAGAAUGAUUGUGUGCCUGGCUACCGAUGACUCCAGGUCCUCCACCCGUCUGAGCAUGAAAUUUGGCGCCAGCCUUAAAACCUGCCGGCAUCUACUUGAGACUGCAAAAGAAAUUAAUGUUGAGGUUGUUGGCAUCAGCUUCCACAUUGGAAGCAGCUGUACCGACCCUCGGAUCUUCACUCAGUCCAUAGCAGAUGCUCGCCUGGUCUUUGAAAUGGGUGCAGAGCUGGGCUACAAGAUGCAUCUCCUGGACAUUGGAGGGGUUUUUCCUGGUCCCGAUGAGUCCAGAGGGCGCUUCGAAGAGACAGCAGCUGUGGUCAACUCUGCCUUGGACCUGUAUUUCCCAGAAGGCUGUGGGGUGGAGAUCAUUGCUGAACUCGGGCGCUACUAUGUGGACUCGGCCUUUACCUUAGCGGUCAACAUUGUUGCCAAGAAGGAGGUUCCCCUGGAUCAACCGGGCUCCGAUGAAGAAGACCCUGGUGGCAAGAAGAGUUUCAUCUACCAUAUUAACGAUGGCGUUUACAGCUCCUUCAGCUCGGUCAUCUUCAACAACGCUUGCCCCAACCCCAUCCUGCAUAAGAAACCCUCUCCAGAUCUCCCCGUGCACAACAGCAGCUUUUGGGGACCUACCGGGGAUGGGCUGGACCGGAUUGCAGAUGGGCUGGAGCUCCCUGAAUUGCAUGUGGGGGACUGGCUGAUCUUCGAGAACAUGGGGGCCCACACCGUGCCAGCUUGCUCUUCUCUCAGUGGAGCCCAGCAAGCCCAAAUCCACUACGCUAUGUCUAGAAUGGCCUGGGAAGCCGUCCAGUUCCUGAAGGGGAAACUGCUGCACCCCGAGGAGGAAGACCGGGAGAGCACAUGCGCUCCUCUGUCCUGUGGCUGGGAGAUCACAGACACCCUGUGCGUUGCCCCCGUCUUCGCUCCAGCAAGCAUCAUGUAAGCCAUGCCAGUUAUUUGCCACAGGGGCAAACCCUCCUCCCAACAGAGUCCUGCCACACCUUCUCUCUCUCUCUCUCCCAACUGCCUGCCAGCCUCCCACACUUUCUGCCCUAGAGUAGGAGCUGGUGUCUUUCUUUCCCCCCAUUGCUGUGUGGUUUUUAAGUAUGCAACAUAAAUCCUGUUCCUCCUAA